CAUCUUCCGGCCGCGUCGGGGCGGCGGGGGCGGCUGAGUCACCCCGAGAGGAGAAAAAUGCUGAUUUGAGUUCGAAUCUUGCUAUAAAGCGCUCCUUCUGCCAACAGCCAGUCCUGCCCAGAGGGAGGAAGCAAGGACCAGCCAUGCCCCCUUCAGGCCCAGAUGCCGGGCCCCUUGCUGUCUGCCUGCUGCUGGCCCUGCUUAGUGUGUCCCCCUCAAUCCAAGCUCCGGCAGCAGACAAAGCACAGAAGGAGUCCUCCAUCACUUCCUCUCUCCGGGUCAGCCCUUCCCUGGGACAGAAGAUUCGGGUCAUCUGCCAGGGCGUAACCGCCCACCCGGAGAGUGGCAUCAUGUACUGGAUGGCAAAUGGCACUUUUGUGGACCAGCAGUACCCAAACGGAUCAGUGAAGGAGGAGCCCACCGUAGAGAAAGGCAGCCAGUUGACCCGAUGCCUGAUCUUCUCCCCCUUGAGGGCGCAGGACCUCCACACCAGCUUUGAGUGCGUUAUCACCGACCCCUCCGGCGUAUUUCGGAAGGCCAUCCAGUGGGAUUAUCCAGAUAACAAAAAAGAGUGGAAGCCAAGCUCCCCGAGACUAGUGAGAAGAGCCCAGGGUCCUAAUAUUCCUAGCAAAAACAAUUGCAAUCCCGCUGUCCAAAGGAUCCGGCUUUUCCUUGAGUUGCACUUCAUUUUAAUACAAAGAAGAAAAGUUACGAAGACUGGAAAAACCCAGAUUGUGAAGGAGAAAGUUCUCACUCCGUUUCUGUAAAAUGCUUCCUCUCCAACCGAUACUUAAUUCCCCUGCGGCGUUUACACCACCAAUGAUUAAAAAUCAGAAAUUUAAGUGCCAAA
Messenger RNA from Crotalus tigris (Tiger rattlesnake), 850 nucleotides. RefSeq lists its product as uncharacterized. The coding region runs from base 144 to 767 and encodes 207 amino acids. The record is from RefSeq and is a predicted model, not a curated record. NCBI's taxonomy places the organism in Eukaryota, Metazoa, Chordata, Lepidosauria, Squamata, Viperidae. The transcript has 6 exons.